GCAAUACAAAAUGGCAGAAGCAAGUUGGAUUGUUUUCUUUUGCAUCAGUUUGAAUUGAAAAUGGGAUGAAUAAAUAUUAUGAACAAUUCUGAAUCUAUUUGAUCUAAUUGUCUCAUUUCAUGAAUUCCAUCAUCCAAGCAAAUGAUGCAUCAUUUGAGAAAUACACGACCCCUCCCUCUGUCAAUUCAAAUUGAUGCAAAAAACGAAACAAAUCACGGCGCAAUUGUUGCAUCUCUACAUAUUGUGCGUUGUUCAAACGAGACAAUUUGAUCCGAUUACUUCAUUCCGCCGAGACAAUCGGACCAGCGCGGCCUCAUCGAAACCACCCUAAAUACAACAUUGAUUACUGCGUUGAUUCAUAUCUCAUCCUCUCAGGAUGAUCAUGACUUACGACAACAAUGAGUACAUACAGUAAUUAAUUAAACCAGUUAGCAGUAAUAUGAUCAAGAGAGAGGCAUUAUUUUUGCUAAUAGUGGUGGGGAUCGGGGCCUUUUCUUUAUAGAAGAUCUAGCAGGGUGUUCCAUGGUUCCUGGCAUACGAUCCAUUUUUGCCCGAGGAAAACAAACAAACAAAGCUGGCGCUAGCUAGAAUGUGUGUGCUUUCCAAACUUAUAACUAAAAAAUGGAAGGGCCAGACCUAAAUUAAUAUGGUCACUCAUUUCAUAUGAUGCCUUUCAGCCUUGUCUCCCACCAUUAAUGAUCCAUCUUUGUACAUGCAUGCAUGCACCAGGGUAUGGAAAAGCCCUAUCCUAUUCUAUGAUUGAGCAAAUAUGGGACCUGCCUCGGUUAAAGAUUGAUUACGUACCAUUUCAUAACUAGAUCUGUAUCUUUAGAUUUGUCACUGUGCAUGUGUACAGAGACUUCUUUGAUCACGGUGAUAAUAAUAAUAAUACACCUGUGAUUGAUUCAGCUGUAUCCUGACCUGAUCAAGAGUAGUUCAACCUGGGCUCCUUGAUGAAGGGUACGGUAGAAGCUAAUUGUCCGCUUGGUUUUUUUUUUUUCCGGUUCUUAGCUUUUGAUUUUAAACCGUUUACCAUUUUACUGGUUUUUGUUUCGAUUAGCAAUGAAAAACCGAUAAGAAAUUGUUAACAUCCUAACUAAGUAACACCCAUCAACAAGAAGUGUUGUCACCAAAUUAUGGGUACUAGACUUCUUCUCUAUCUUCAUGUUUUUUUUGUUGUCUCUUUUUAACUCCAUUAAUUAAUCGACUUCCCAAACUAAGGAUUGGGGUUUUUGUUUAUCCAAACCAAACCAAAAAUCGCCAAGAGUUUUAUCAGUUUUCGGUUAUGCAAUAACCAAUAAAAAUCUAUACACGGUUUUGAUUUUGAUUUUUGGGAAUUUAUCUAUUUUGGGUUUUUACUUUUAGUUUUGCUUACUUUAUGGUUUGGUUAACCAAACCAAAAAGUUACUUAUCGGUUUACGGUGAAGUAACUAAUAGUCCUUGGGCUUGAGCCCAAUUCAUACUGAAUAACCCGUCUACAAAAGUGUAGGGCCGUUCGGAGAUAGCCCACCGCGCUGCAACACAAUUCUUGGGCCCCUUGACCAAAAACUAAUGAAACUGAAAAGGCGGAAAAAAGGGGGAAAAUUGAUAAGAAAAGCGUCUACUCCUUUUUCCCAGAAAUUGGCAUUCAUAUCAUGUACCCGAAGCUCGCUCCCUCCAAUUGUCAUCUCCUCUGAAGUUAGGGUUCGUGGUUCAGUUUUGAUCUCUCUCUCUCGAAGAAAGCUCGAUUUCUUCCCUCUCGAAUCUCCCCCCGUGGAGUGCAAAUUUCUGGCUUCUUGUAUCAGGUGGGAAGGAAAACAAUGUCCGACGGCUACUGGAACCGGCAGCAACAACCUUCUCUUCUCCCCGCCGGCGGCAUGCUGAAGCGGCCUCGCACUGAGUACGACAUGCAGAAUUCUGGAGUUCCUGCAGGCUACGAUAUGAAUAGUUACUAUGGAACUGCAAGAGAUGGUGGGACCGGGUAUCAGCCUGUGAAAGACACAAAGACGAUUGUAUCGGCAUAUGAACGCUAUCUUCAAAAUCAAGGUCUUCCUACUGCUGCUAGAGAAGCCAAUGCAUUUGGUGGAGGUGGCGGAAUGUCAAGUCUCCCAAUGGUAGAUUCUGCUGUAAUGGACCGUCCUAGAGCAACAGCUCCAGAUAUGACAACCAAUGGUUAUGGUGGUCCGCCAUCAGGAGGAGCAAGUUCAUUACCGCGACCUGGUCGUGAUACAGUACCACUUCCUCCCGAUGCUUCAAACACUCUCUAUGUGGAAGGACUUCCUCCAGAUUGUACAAGGAGAGAAGUAGCUCACAUCUUUCGCCCUUUUGUGGGAUACAAAGACCUGAGACUGGUUAGCAAGGAAUCUAAACAUCGUGGAGACCCGAUCAUUCUUUGCUUUGUUGAUUUUAUGGAUCCUGCAUGUGCUGCUACUGCAAUGAGUGCUUUGCAAGGAUACAAGAUGGAUGAGCAUGACCUGGAGUCGAACUACUUGAGGCUGCAGUUUUCUCGCUAUCCUGGUCCCAGGUCUGGCGUGCCAGGUCGUGGAAAGAGGUGAAUGGGUUCUCCCUCCGAAGCCCUACCUUCGAAAGGCACUCAUUUGUUCUAGCAAACCUGCUGCUCGCAGCCCAUCCCUUGAAGAGUGCACUUGUAGCAAGAAGCUAUCUGUUUCCCGACCUUGAAAGGCAGCCAUCAUUCGCGUAGGGCUCUAUUUGCUUAAUGUGUUAUCUUUUUGUCACGCUAAUUUUUAACAUUAUAUUAUGUUGUAGCGCAUUAGGGUCAACUUAGCCAGAAAGUGAGGUGUUUACUGUUGAAAAAAUACCCAUUUUCUUG
Molecule: messenger RNA, 2809 nt
Organism: Linum trigynum
Lineage: Eukaryota; Viridiplantae; Streptophyta; Magnoliopsida; Malpighiales; Linaceae
Source: the annotation of a GenBank genome assembly